AUGGUAGUUGGAGUAGGUCUUUACUUUGUUGCUCAAUUUGGAAUUAUUAAUAAUCGAUAUAUUGAAUUAGCAAUAAUGUCAACUUAUUUACCCAUGCCAGUAUUAUCUUCUUUGACUUAUUUGGUUUUUGUUAGACCUUAUCGCGAAUACUGUAAAAGGUUCGUGAUCUGUUCGUUACGAAAUCAUUUUGUUUUUGUUUUUCAGAGUCUUUCAAUCAAUUUGCAAUUCAAAAACUAAUCUCCCAAUCAAUUCUACACAAACUCCAGCAUUCGCAACUUCCGCUUCAAAAAAUUGA
Caenorhabditis angaria is the source of this 295-nucleotide messenger RNA. The record is from the annotation of a GenBank genome assembly. Lineage: Eukaryota; Metazoa; Nematoda; Chromadorea; Rhabditida; Rhabditidae.